CAGGGUGGCUCAGGGAUAAAUUUGCAGCCUGAGAGGGGGUGAGCUGACACUGUCCCAGCUGCCACCUAGACUCGGAGCUCCAUCCAGCUCUCCAGCGAAGACAUCCCAGUUCCAGCACCUGCCUUCUUGGAGUGGGGAAGACUCUUAAAGGGCAAGGGAUUUCUGAUUCCUUAAGAUACCAACUGUCUACACUCACACCUCCUGCCCCGCAGCCAUGGCCAUGCAGAAAAUCUUUGCUCGGGAAAUCCUGGACUCCAGGGGCAACCCGACAGUGGAGGUGGACCUGCACACAGCCAAGGGCCGAUUCCGAGCAGCUGUGCCCAGUGGGGCUUCCACGGGUAUCUAUGAAGCUCUGGAACUAAGAGAUGGAGACAAAGCCCGCUAUCUGGGGAGUAGCGAAGCCAGGUUUCCACCCCAACACCCCCUGCCCCCAUCCCUUUUUGAGCCCUUAUGCCCUGGCCCAGAUCCAGGCACCCUCUCCCCAUCUCAGGCUUUCAACGUGAUCAACGGGGGCUCCCAUGCUGGAAACAAGCUGGCCAUGCAGGAGUUCAUGAUUCUGCCUGUGGGGGCCAGCUCCUUCAAGGAAGCCAUGCGCAUUGGUGCUGAGGUCUACCACCACCUCAAGGGGGUCAUCAAGGCCAAGUAUGGGAAGGAUGCCACCAAUGUGGGUGAUGAAGGUGGCUUCGCACCCAACAUCCUGGAGAACAAUGAGGCCCUAGAGCUGCUGAAGACGGCCAUCCAGGCAGCUGGUUAUCCAGACAAGGUGGUGAUCGGCAUGGAUGUGGCAGCAUCUGAGUUCUAUCGCAAUGGGAAGUACGAUCUUGACUUCAAGUCACCUGAUGAUCCCGCACGGCGCAUCACUGGGGAGAAGUUCGGAGAGCUGUAUAAGAGCUUCAUCAAGAACUACCCUGUGGUCUCUAUCGAGGACCCCUUUGACCAGGAUGACUGGGCCACUUGGACCUCGUUCCUCUCGGGAGUGGACAUCCAGAUUGUGGGGGAUGACCUGACAGUCACCAACCCCAAGAGGAUUGCCCAGGCCGUUGAGAAGAAGGCCUGCAACUGUCUGCUGCUGAAGGUCAACCAGAUUGGCUCGGUGACUGAAUCGAUCCAGGCGUGCAAACUCGCUCAGUCUAAUGGCUGGGGAGUGAUGGUGAGCCACCGCUCUGGGGAGACUGAGGACACAUUCAUUGCUGAUCUUGUGGUGGGGCUCUGCACAGGACAGAUCAAGACUGGCGCCCCCUGUCGCUCGGAGCGUCUGGCCAAAUACAACCAACUCAUGAGGAUCGAGGAGGCUCUUGGGGACAAGGCUGUCUUUGCUGGACGGAAGUUCUGUAACCCGAAGGCCAAGUGAGAAUCUGGAGGCUCCAGGACUCCACUGGACAGACCCAGGUCUUCCAGACCUGCUUCCUGAAAUAAACACUGGUGCCAACCAAGA
Cebus imitator (Panamanian white-faced capuchin) is the source of this 1435-nucleotide messenger RNA. RefSeq names its product enolase 3 (gene ENO3). Gene Ontology annotation, cellular component: phosphopyruvate hydratase complex. Gene Ontology annotation, molecular function: magnesium ion binding; phosphopyruvate hydratase activity. Gene Ontology annotation, biological process: glycolytic process. The transcript has 7 exons. NCBI's taxonomy places the organism in Eukaryota, Metazoa, Chordata, Mammalia, Primates, Cebidae. Bases 215 to 1351 code for a protein of 378 amino acids. The record is from RefSeq and is a predicted model, not a curated record.